UAUUCCGUUAUGACAAUGGAUUAUUUAGAUGUAGCAGGUUUUCAAAUAUGAGCUGUUUUUAUGUGCUAUAUGUUUAUAAAGAUCUACAUUGUUUGGGGUAUAGUUUUCCUUUAAAAGGCUCCAUGAAUUCAAGAAUGACCCAAGUUUUAAGAUAAUAUGUCAGUAUUGCUUUGAUUCAACUGUCCCAUCAAACUGUGUAUUUUUUUUCUACAGGGGACCUAAAAGAUCUACUCUUGUGGUCGAUGGCACAGAAUAUGAGCUGGGAAUUUCUAGGAAUGCCGCUGGUCACACAUCCACCUACAGAAUCACCAGCUCUAAGUAUAUCCCUCAAGUCUGACCUGGCCACCUUUCUACUUAUUUGCUCUGGGCGUUUACUUCCUGCGGUCAGAGAUGUGUGCGCAGAUAUUUAUGGCACCAACAAUACACUAAUGUGUCUCUUUCUCAGCUCUACCAAUCAGACAAACAAAACUGAUAGCCAGGUCUGUGGGUUCCUCUUCUCAUUCCUGACGGAGCUUCUCUCUGACCCAUGCAAAACACCCUCAAGCAGGACUGUGCGGUCACUAGAAGCAAAUUGUGACUACUCACAAUGGCAGGAUGGUAGUAAAGUGUCCUCUUCUUCUGUGUCUACCUGCAGUGAGAGUAACCGAGAAGGGUUUAUCAACUCAGUGUGUAUGAACAUGGAUCUCUUAAAGCAGCUGUCCAUCUAUAAUGACUGGUUACUAGGAUUCUGUGCCUACUACACAAACCCUGGAAACAUAUGCAAUUACGCGUCCUGGGAGCCCAGUUUAGUCCCUGCUAUGUCUGUUCAUUUUUGCUGGGUAUCUGACUCAGACCAGUUUGUACAGUAUCUCUGCGCUAAUCUAGAUGUUUUACAGGAGCUGAAAUUAAAUCCAGAUAAUGCAUGGUUGGAUCCAUCAUGUUCAACUGUUGCACCCACUGAAGCUAUUUCCCCUACUCUACUGCAAGAGAUUUGCAACUAUGGAGAGUGGCAGCCUGAUACAGCCAUUCCAUUCAUUGUGACUUUAUGUGCAGAAAAUGAUCGGAAUGGUUUUUCUGCCUAUGCCUGUCAGUCCUUAGAAAUCCUUCAGCAGCUGCAGAGCAAUAACCCCUGGCUUGGCAACUUUUGCGAACUUUAUAUUUCUACAACACUUUGCAAGUAUUCCGAGUGGCAGGAGGUCCUGGUGCAUGGCAUUGCUUCUCCUCUCAUCCUACUCUGCAGCCAGGUAGAUGAGAAGCAUUUUGUACCCACUGUCUGCAGCAACGUCACUUUUCUGCUUUUUCUUGCCCAGAACGCCAACAACAGUUGGUUGCUAAAUUUCUGUACUGAUCAUAUGCUUGACCUCCAGGAUAAAUGUAACUAUACUAUUUGGAACUCAAUUGACCUUAACUUUACUGAUAUGGCAUUAUGCUGGCUGUUUGAUCAGGAGCAGAUGGAGUCCUAUCUGUUGAGAGAUUCAGUUCUUCUCCAGCAGCUGAAGCUAAAUGGACCCUCUGAGCUUUACUGUGCAGGGAAUAGCACAGGAAUCUCAUUCUUUACGCAAUGGGAGGGGUCACCUGCUAACUCCUCCUUGCUCAUUUCCUGGGCAGCUCAUGACUCCAGCAGUUUUAAACAACAUAUCUGUAACAAUUCCACUCUGGUGACACAACUUAUUAGCAACACCAAAAACAAUUGGAUCCCCACCUUCUGCAAUGAGGGGUCAAGCAACAACUUUUAUGCAUGUUCAGCUAUGACCUUGAGCAGCCUGUCUUCCAUGUGUUCCAACUGUAGCAACACCGAGACAGAUGCAAUUGUUCUCUCAGUCUGUGCUAACCAUGAUCCUCUGCACACCCUGGAACCCUCUGCCAGUUCUUUAAAUCCAAAUACUCCGUUUUAUAUAUGGAAACUAUGCACCUAUGGUUCUUGGCUGAACAUGUCUGCCCCUGUCUUCUUAAUGUCUUUUUGUUGGACAUUUGACCCAGUGAAUUUUACUUCUUUUAUGUGCAAAAACCCCCAGUUUUGUCAGAAGAUGUUACAAAAUCCAGACAACUGUGUGGCACUGUCAGACUGUCCCUCACCUGAGGGAUGUCAGCAUGCAGAUCCGGAUCCAGUAACUGUCAAUAAUAACUCCCUGUACUACUGGGCUCAAAGUGAUUUCUACAGUUUCUUUCAUACUAUUUGCACCAACAGCAGCUUCUUACAAGUGCUCACCCAGAACCAAAAUCUGUCAUGGGUUACUGUGGUUUGUACCAAUUCCAGUGUCCCUACAGAAAUACCAAAAUUGUGUUCAUACAAUGAAUGGGCUUCUGCUGAAUUCCCCAUAGUCUCCUUCUGCAUAAUAAAUGAUACAGGGAAUUUUCUGCAAUCUGCAUGUAACAACCCAUGGAUUAUGCAGGGGAUCAGUGAGGGACCAGCCUUGACACUGGCGCUGAGUGUCUGCUAUAAUGUAUCAGAUGCUAACACUCUACAGACCAUGCUUACAUGGAACAUGUGUAAUUACUCUUAUUCUAAUGCACCUUCUCCAUUCCUGGUGGAGUUCUGCUGGUUGUAUGACAAAGAGAACUUCUCCCAGAAUCUUUGUGCUAAUUAUUCUUUCCUUCAGUUGAUCAAAUCCCAGCCGGAAAAUUUCUUUAUACAGGUAGAUUGUGUACCACCAGCCCCUGCUGUGCCGUUCUUCAACUACUCUGUUACCCAGUGUCGCUAUGAGCAGUGGCAUCUUACUCUGGUGGAUAUUUCUUUGUUAAGAUUCUGCGCAAAUUAUGAUACAAAGAACUUUCUGAUCACCUUCAGUAACAACACAGGAGCUCCAAAAGCGAAUGAAAGUUUGUCCCAUGCAUGGGAAGUUGGCCUGUGCUUUUACCAGGGAUGGAAAAAUAAGAACGUUCAUUCAUUCAUAGUGAAGGUUUGUUGGGAUUUUAACAAGUUGAACUUCACUGCAGGCGUAUGCUCCAAUUCCUCUCUCCUGACUGAGUUAUUACAAAACCCUGCAAACCUUUGGCUGAGGCCUGCCUGUAAUACACAUUAUAAUAACAGUGUGGAGGAGCUGGUGGCACCCCUGUGUAGGUAUGAAAAAUGGGGGUCUCUAGAGACUCAGCCCGGCUUGCUUAUAUCAUUCUGCAAAGUGUAUGAUACAGACAAUUACAUAUAUAAUGUCUCUGAAAGCCAAGAGAAGGCCUUUUAUAAUGAUAGCAUGGUAUGGUGGCCAAUGACAGGCCAGGUCUGUGGUCUUAACAACUUAACCAAUGCUACAAUUGAUUAUGAAAACAUCUUUAUUUGCUGGUUGCUGGAAAGAGAUAUUUUCUUGGCCAAAGUUUGUACAUAUAUUGACCUUCUCUCUAGCGAUCCUAGGACAAGAUGGAUAAAACACUUAUGCAAAAUAUCCUCCUCAUUUGAGCCAGCUGUGUGCCUCUCAGAGGAGGACAAGACACAACUUCAAUGGAAUUGCAGUGCUGAUCUGAGCUCAGUCUGUCCUGGGAAUGGACUCACAGUGGGGAGUGUAAUGCCCCUCGCUUUGUGUUCCAUGCAGAAUGCUGGACUCACCAUGGACAAUGCCAGUGUCAGUGCAGUGUAUAUGAAGGCUGUAGAUACAACUGUUAUUCUUCUGUUGCUUCUAGAAGAAAUGCAAGUGCUGUCUCUCUCUGGCUUUGACAUGAUACAAACUGAGAUUCUACGCGCUGUGCUGCACUACCUCACCAACGACCUUUUUAACAGCAACCAGAAGAAAGAUCUUCUGUGCAAUUUCGGGAAUGUCCUAAUUCAGCUGGCAGGGGAUGUAGUUUCACCCGAGUCUUGGAUCCUAAUUGAGGAAUUCUUCAGGCUUCCACUGUCAGACAUGAUUGUUUGUACCUCCCAUCUCACCUCUGAGUCUGUCAAGGUCUUCCUCACCAACUUAUCACAGAACGAGACCUCCCUGCAGGUACCUGCUGAAUAUUACUCCCUUUUAGUAUCAUCGCUACUAAAGUAUCAAGUGCCCUUUGACUUGGCCCUGUUCAUUGAGCUUGUUCCGUUUUUGCACUACCUGGAUCCUGAUAAGAUGUUCAGUCUCCUUCCCCCUGUGUAUGACAACAGAGAGGCGCUGCUGGCUCUCAGUCGCUCCGCUGGAUCCUUUUCCUCUGACCAUAAGCUUGCUCUUGGGCUUUGGCUGCGCAAUUCUACUAUAUUUAAGAAUAUCUCAUGUUUAACAGACGUACAGGAGGUCAGCAAUCUCCUCCCAUUGCUCCCGUUGAACACAUUCCAAGAGCUGAAUCCAGAUCAGGUUAUGCAGAUUCUCCCUAACCUCACCGUGGAUUUAUCUCCCCCCUAUCAGAGGGUUAUCCUAUCUAAGGUGUUACAGGCCCCUAAUGUGACUGCAAAGGACAUGGAGCUGUUGGGACCUUACAUAUGUCAGGCAGAUGUUCAAGAUCUCUGGCAGUUCCAACAGAAUCAGGAUAUAUUCAUGGUGCUAAACAGAAGUCUCCUGGAGUGCGUGAAGCAAGGAGAACUUUACCCAGACAGUAAGAUGCUGGACUUCCUUUUUGGGGAUGUGCCCUGGAGACAACCUCAGAAUCUCAGCUGGCAGUCACUCUCCACUCUAGCUCCAGUACUGCCAUCUCUUGGGGUCACAUUCCUUCAAAGGCUGCGCCUUGAUCAAGUGCUACCAGCAUUGGCCCAAGUGGGAUCAGCAAACUUCACACCAGCACAGGCAUGCUAAAUAAAUCCACCAGCUAAGACUGAA
This is a messenger RNA of Xenopus tropicalis (tropical clawed frog), 4691 nucleotides long. RefSeq lists its product as uncharacterized. The record is from RefSeq and is a predicted model, not a curated record. Lineage: Eukaryota; Metazoa; Chordata; Amphibia; Anura; Pipidae. The transcript has 9 exons. Bases 243 to 4667 code for a protein of 1474 amino acids.